Guillardia theta CCMP2712 is the source of this 1536-nucleotide messenger RNA. RefSeq lists its product as hypothetical. The transcript has 7 exons. The coding region runs from base 1 to 1536 and encodes 511 amino acids. NCBI's taxonomy places the organism in Eukaryota, Cryptophyceae, Pyrenomonadales, Geminigeraceae. The record is from RefSeq and is a predicted model, not a curated record.
AUGCUCUCAGGUCCGCUCACAAUGCGCUCACCUGCUAUGCUGCUGCUCCUCCUCCUCCUCCUCCUCGGAUUCACCAGCGCUCAAUGGAAGGCCAAGACAAGGGGACCCGGAAGCGCGAAGAUCAAGGUGAACCUGCAAGACUCAUACUCAUCCGAAGAGGCCGAGCAAGAGCCAGAGAGAGAGGGGUGGAGGCAAACGGUGGUGAGAGACGAUAGCGAGCGGGAGACGCGGGAGGCAACCGUGACAUCAGAUGACAAAAACGAAGUUAGCGGAGGUGGAACACACUUUGCGGUUCGAAUUGUAGCUCCCAAGGAGGGGGAGCUGAUCCGACACACUCCGUUUCAAGUGAUCCUGGAAACGUCAGGAGGCUUCACAGUGCCAGAGGAUGGAGAGAUCAUGCUGACUAUGAGCUAUCCCGGACGAGGAGAUGACGUCCGAGUCCUCCAAUCAACAGUUUUCAACUCAUGGAAUCUUCAUCAAGGCGAGUUCACCAUCUCAGCGACUCUGGUGUCAACAAAGGACGAGCCCGUUUCUCCAACGGUAUCCACUCGGGUCAGCCAGAUCAGAGGUCCUCACUUCGUCCUUACGUCACCUGAAGAUGAUCAGCUACAUAUCUCUCAGCAGACCCUCCCUGUCCUCUUUCAUCUUGGAGGGGUUCUGCCGCAGGGAAGCGGAGGAUGUGUAGAAAUUUCUUGUACUCAUCCUCGCGACGAUCCCUUCCUAUUCCGACAGUGCACCUUUGACGAAGGCAAUCCGUUCUCGAUACAGGAUGGUCAACAUCGUCUCGAUGUCAAGAUCUCUCCAGGAAAUUGCACCAUAACGGCAGGAGUUUCGGACGCAAACGGCAGCCCCCUAACCCCGGUCACCUCGCGAGUGUUCAGGGUAGUUGACGAGCAAUACGAGUGUCCUGGCGGUAGUGGCGUCACUUGUCACCAUGGAGAAUGCGUUGAGGAUGGGGAGAGAGAAGCUCACUGCGAGUGCGACCCUGGUUAUCAUGGCAAGCGCUGUCUUCCUCGUUGGGCAGGGGAAGAGGUAGGAGGUGGACGAGGAGGCGUGGAGGAAGCGUACUUGCACAUGAUCAAGUCUGCCCUCCUCGAUACGAUCUAUGCAAAAGACAGACCUGGCGAGACAAAGGUGAAUGCGUUAGGUUGUGGCAAGAAGCAUGGUGGGAAGAAAAGCUGCAUCCUUAUGGCAGCGAUUCUGAGAGCGAGAGGAACCUAUCAGGUGUGGGUGGUCGAUUCCUUCGAGGGCUGCCCAAAACCGGACCCAGAACUUUAUCCGGCAGACAACAAUGAUCAGCAUCACACUUAUGACAAUCUCAGAGUUUCGCUUCACAAAGUAACAAGCAACCUCGCUGACUUCGGCCUAGCUAGCUCGCAGGUCGAGUAUGUGAAGGGGUGGUUUCAUGACACCAUGUACACAGAUCGGAUUCAGAACAUAGAGAACAUCGCACUUUUGAGAUUAGACGGGGACCUGUACCAGUCCACGAUUGAGGCAUGCGACCAGAGCGCGCACCUUUCACUAAGCUUGCAGUAG